GCCAAUGCUAAUCGACAUCAGCUAAUUUAACAUAUGGAUACAAAGAAGAUAGACUUGUUUGUAUACACAGGUUAGGACAGUCCAGUCAAUUUUCAAAUUGAUUGACAUACGAAGAGGAAAUGGCUAAACGUUAUGACAUUUCCGAGUUUUCUCACGCCUGUUGGAAGGAUGUUUUUGAGAAAAUUCCAGGGGCUGCUGUCUACAUCGAUCACGCAGCUGCUGAGUGUUUGCAUUGGUUCAAAGGAGAUAGAGCUUACUUGCAAUUAAUCGAAGCCGGAGCACAUUCCGUGCACGAGAUCGCAAUUUUUACUUUUCAGUACGUCAAAGUCCAGAACACCAAGAAAGCGGUGAUUAUUAUUACAUCAUCGGACCCAGCAUUCUACGAACGAACGCUUCACACAAUCAUUGAAAAAAAUACAUUCGAAAACUGUGUAAUAGUUUGUGCAGUUCAUAGCACAGUUUUUAAUUGUGAUGGAGAAGAACAUUACGAGAAUUUGAGGGAAAAAGUCUUGGAAUGGAUGAAGGAGAGUAUCCCAUUUGCUGAAAUCUCAGUAGAGAUUUUAUUCAGACCAAUCGUCACAGCCCCAAUAAGUAAAAACGUCUUCGUAACUCCACCCAUGGAGAGGCUGAUGCCCCCAAUGGAUAGAAAAAGAACAGAGGAACAUGAGUCCAGUGUCAACUAUUUCGUGAGCUCAAUCCAUAGCAUUUUCACACACUUUGACCUCAAAGAGGACAUUUACGCUAUGGGGGAGUUCAGUGAAUACGUUGCUGGGAAGUUGCUUGCUUUGCCUGCAGCCGUUGCCAGAAGAAAAAUACUGAUUGGACAGGCUGGUGUGAGUCUAAUUCUCAUUGACAGAACUUUAGAUCUAUGUACAGCCACUAAAAAUACAACGGAUUCCGUUCUGUCGAGAAUAUUAUGCACUCUUCCUCACCUCACGCAUCACAAUAAUGAUGUUGCUGUGAACAUGGCUCCAUUGUGCCCAAGUUCAGAGGAGAGCCCUCAAUCAAUGGCCGUAUCAGGCUGUCUAGCAACUUCAGAUAACCACCAGUUCAACCUCCUGAUAUCCAAAACACUGAAGGACGUGCUGUUAACUCUCAACAAGUGGCUAAUCGAGAUGCUCUCCAAGGAACUGCAGAGCCCCAAGGCCAAAAUGUCGACACGAGUUAGUGCUCAUAGUCUCGAAAAAUUAAUCCACAAAAUUCGGGACAAUGAGAGUCCAAAACUUCUAGCUAAUUACAGCAAGAAACUUCAGAUUAUUCUGGCUGUUGUACAGUCAUUGAAGUCUGAAAAAACUUCCCAAUUGGAUCUUCUCAUCAGUUUGGAAAAACUAAUUCUUCAGAAUUUGGCUGUUAGUCGCGAAUCUACAAGUGUUUUAUCGCAGAUAAGCAAUAUAAUCAAAAAUCGAAUAUCCAAAGGACUAGAUAUGGAAAAUCUUCUGGUCCUCCUUAUCCAUAUCUACGCAAUGGCAGGAAUGGAAAUUCAUUUUUCACCUCAAGAAGAGGAUCAGCUGCGGGCAGCCUUGGCAGAGGCUAUUUUUGAGGACAUACAGAAAUGCAGCGAGAUGGGAAUCACCCAUGAAGUGUCAGUCUACCACCAGACGCUUCUCCUCCUGGGAGUAACUGAUGAAGCUGCAGCGAGGGAAUUCUCGAGGAAGAUAACCGAACAAAUAUUGGAUAUGCUAUAUUUGAUAGCCUCUCAAAGACGAGACCUGCAGGAUUAUGGGUCCAUCAUUGUGAAACCGAGCCCCCAGGAAAUGGCACAGUGUGUGGGAGUUGUCGAGAAACUUUUAAGGGAUAUCAUUCACCCAUCAAAGCCAGUGAUUGCAGAUUUGAAAAUGAAAACUUCGUCGUUUAUUUCUGCUGGAUUCAAUUUAUUGACAAAAGGACGAGUUCAGCAUCACCCAGCGGACAAUCCCUGGAUAAUUCUUUACGUGUUGGGGGGAGUGACAGCAGAAGAAGCGAGAAUAGUCGAACAAUUGUCAUCACAAAAUGACAUCAAUGUUCCUCGAAUAACUCUCGCUGGUUGUAGAUUGCUAACGCCAAUGGACAUCGCUGACAAAAUAUUGUUAUCAAAUCUUAAUAUUUAAAUAAAUGCUACAUGGAAAUUUCUUUCAAAGCCACUGAA
Molecule: messenger RNA, 2125 nt
Organism: Diachasmimorpha longicaudata
Lineage: Eukaryota; Metazoa; Arthropoda; Insecta; Hymenoptera; Braconidae
Product: sec1 family domain-containing protein 2-like
Exons: 7
Coding region: 120-2087 (655 amino acids)
Biological process (GO): vesicle-mediated transport; intracellular protein transport
Source: RefSeq, a predicted model, not a curated record